AUGGAUAGUGACAUUACUUUAAUUAUUAGAUUAGCGAAAAUCCAGUGCAAGACAAUUUAUAUUCAUUCUGAUAUGAUUCUUGUUAUAAUGAUAUCCCAUUUUGAUAUACAAUUUAUCUUCGAGAACUUAUCUUCGAGAACUUUGCAUACAACUUCUAAUUUCGACGUACAUUUUCUUCAUUGUUGCAUGAGCAUCGCCUUUCAAAAAAGUGGCAUAAUGUGCGAUCAGUGGUCUCAAAAGAAAAAGAAACCAAUAAAAGAUAAAUAUAUAUUUGUGUGCAUGAGCAUCACGAGACCGAUGAAGGACCGAUCGGAGAUGAUCGGGGAUCAAAGGACUCUGAGCAAAAAUGAUUCAGAAAAGACGAGAGAUUUUGACGACGGGAAGAUUUCUUUAUCUGCUCUUGCGAUCGCGAUCGAGAUGGGAGAGGAAAGAAAAACAAAUUUGAUGGCUGCGGAUUGGCAUGAGUCGAGUAAUAGUUCUAGAUUGCCGAUCAUAGUAAUACCUGGUGACGUAUUGCCGCAACACACAGCAUUCCUUUCCCUCUGUUUGCGUCCAAACUCCUCUCCUUCGAUCCCUUAUUUUUUUUCUCGCAAAAUUCACCUCAUCGCCAGCCUUAAUCGCCGCCGUCCUACAGUGUUCAGUCACCAGCGACGAACCCUUCACGCAGCAAACCGCUCGUCGCGAACCCCUCUUCUCGUCUGCGUAUCGGGUGCGAUCAUACCAGCCAUCGUCUUCUCCGACCAUCGUUCGGUCGCCUUGAAGACAAUGUCGCCGAGAGCUGCGUUUUCCGACGAUGAGAGCAUUGAGAUGGAGCCCUGUCUUCCGGCUACCUCCAGGCGAGUAGGCGCGACUGACGAGGAUCGAUAA
Striga asiatica is the source of this 867-nucleotide messenger RNA. Lineage: Eukaryota; Viridiplantae; Streptophyta; Magnoliopsida; Lamiales; Orobanchaceae. The record is from the annotation of a GenBank genome assembly.